Molecule: messenger RNA, 769 nt
Organism: Danaus plexippus (monarch butterfly)
Lineage: Eukaryota; Metazoa; Arthropoda; Insecta; Lepidoptera; Nymphalidae
Exons: 3
Coding region: 113-472 (119 amino acids)
Cellular component (GO): cytosol
Source: RefSeq, a predicted model, not a curated record
GUUUUACGGCAAGUAUUCAGUUUUAAGGUGAUCAUGGCCAACCUCAUCUUACGUUGUAAGAGUGAAAGUCCAGCCAGCCUCCUCGCGGCCACAACGGAACUUGACAUACGCCAUGGGUGCAUCUCAGAGUGACCAGGGAAAUGCCGGCAAAGCUGAUCUCGUGACCAGAAUUAAAUCGAGAGUUGAGAGCGUGGAUCCCGUGAAGGCCAGGGAACUCGGUGGUGUAUUCCUCUUUAACAUCAUCAAAGGAACGUCAGUUUAUUCUUGGACUCUAGAUCUGAACAAGCCGACUGUGUACGAGGGCGAGCCAGACGACGACCCCGACACCACGUUCACUCUCAACGAGCACUACUUUAAACAGCUGGUCUCCGGACGAGAAGAUCCUCGCGUCAUCAUGCAGGCAGGACGCUGCUCGGUCACUGGGGAUAUUAUGAGGGCAAUGAAACUUGAACCAUAUAUUAAACUCGAUUAGAUUCAAUUUCGACUGCCGUCUAGUUUUCUAAGUGAUAUCCUAUGUCUUUAAAGCAAGUUUCUGUGUAGAUAAAAAUAAUGUUUUAAUAUAAUCAAACAUACCUAUACAUUUAAACAAUAAUGUAUUAGGAAGUCUAUUGAGAGGUAAAUGAUUUCCAAAACCUCCAUGUUUAACAGAUAGCGACAAGCUCAAUGCAAUAUUUUUACUGUAUAACGUAAUGUCGCUCUAUGUAGUGUAUUUGUAUUUUUAAUUACCAUAAAUUAUUAUUAGAAAAAAUUACAAUAAGUAUACAUAAAA